AUGUCAGCUCGUAAGGCUUUUAGUGGUGAUUCUCGCAAACUUGUUCUUGCCUUCGACGUGGGGACCACAUUUAGCGGUAUCUCUUACAGCAUCCUCGAUCCCGGCAGAUCUCCAGAAAUCAGAGGCGUAACAAGAUUUCCCGGCCAACACGAGAGUUACAACGGUUCCUCCAAGAUCCCAACGAUCAUAUACUAUGACAAGAAUGGCAAAGUUCGGGCAGUAGGGGCUGAGGCAGUAACUGAAUCGAUGCUGGUAGCGGCGGAGGAAGAGUGUUGGUUCAAAGCUGAAUGGUUCAAAUUAUUGCUAUGCAAGAAGAAGACAGGAAAUCCUCUCGUACAAGAAAUAUCUUUGCCACCCCGCAAGACUAUCACUCAGGUUUUCGCUGACUUCCUUAAGUACCUCUUCGAGUGCGCAUCAGAAUACAUCAAAGAUACUCACGCCAAUGGCCCGGACUUGUGGGCAUCGGUGAAGGAUAAGGUCGACUUCGUGCUCUCCCAUCCUAAUGGGUGGGAGGGUAGAGAGCAAGCUAUUAUGCGAAACGCUGCCAUUCUCGCAGGAUUGGUCCCAGACACUCCAGUUGGACGUGGGAGGGUAUCGUUCCUGACAGAGGGCGAGGCAAGCCUGCAUUUUGCGAUCGAGAAUGGCCUUUUGGAAGGUGUAGCAGAGAAGGGGCAGGGCUUUCUGAUCGUCGAUGCAGGCGGAGGUACUAUCGACACGAGCGUCUAUCGUCGCAAGCCCGGAGAUUCCAAAUCCUUUGAGGAAAUUGCAGCUUCUCAAUGCCACCUGAAUGGCUCAGUAUUCGUCAGUCGGCGGGCACGUCAGUAUCUUAAAGGCUGGCUCACCGACUCGCCCUUCGAGGAUGAUGUCGAUACGAUCGUCGAUGAAUUCGAUCGGGCGACCAAACAAAGAUUCUCGGACCCCAAAAAUCCUCAAUUUAUCAAGGUCGGAAAUACUCGCCAGAAUUUCAAGGAAUGGAAUAUCAGUCAUGGCCAGCUGAAGCUCGAUGGAAAAAAUGUUCUUUCUUUCUUCGCGCCGUCUUUGCGGUCCAUUGUAAACUCUAUAGGGGAGCAGAGAAGGUUGUCUGUGUCUCCCAUCAAGCACGUCAUCCUUGUGGGCGGCUUCUCUGCCAAUGAGUGGCUCUUCAAAAGCCUGAACGACAACCUAGCACCCCAUCGAAUGAACGUCUUUCGUCCUCCAAACCGAGUAAAUAAGGCAGUCGCGGAUGGAGCUCUCUCCUUCUACCUGGAUCAUUAUGUGACCUCCAGGGUCUCCAAGUAUACGUUCGGGACAGAUGUUUCCGUUGACUACAAUUCAUUCAACGAAGAACAUGUAAAGCGUCGGGGCAAAGUAUUUCGUCAUUCAAUUUCGGGGGAGUUGAGGGUCCCUGGAGGAUUUGCUGUCAUUCUUCCCAAGAAUACUCAAGUUACGGAAUCCAAAGAAUUCCGACAGUCCUUUAUCUUGCAACCAGUCUUCUCUCCGGGGCAAAGCCAAGGAGUGGAACAAAUCGACGCUGAUAUUUUCUGUUACCACGGAAUAGAUAAGAAUCCUGGAUGGAUGGAUACUGAUCGUGGGAACUUCGCCCGCCUUUGCAACAUCGUAGCAGAUCGACCGCAGAUGAGUCGAAAGACUAAGACGAACGGUGACCAGAAUAAAAUCUACUCGGAGGUGUCUUACGAAAUUGUUAUCCUGUUUGGCAAGACGGAACUCCAGGCCCAGAUAGCCUGGCUUGAAAACGGAGUGGAAAAAAGGAGCCCAGCGAAGAUCGUAUACAAUGACGAGGAUUUCUGA
Molecule: messenger RNA, 1788 nt
Organism: Cyclocybe aegerita
Lineage: Eukaryota; Fungi; Basidiomycota; Agaricomycetes; Agaricales; Hemipholiotaceae
Source: the annotation of a GenBank genome assembly